Molecule: messenger RNA, 1210 nt
Organism: Doryrhamphus excisus (bluestripe pipefish)
Lineage: Eukaryota; Metazoa; Chordata; Actinopteri; Syngnathiformes; Syngnathidae
Product: protein AMBP-like
Molecular function (GO): serine-type endopeptidase inhibitor activity
Source: RefSeq, a predicted model, not a curated record
UGGGAAUCCCAACAUCAUUCCUCACAGAGACAAGCACACCGCUGGCAGCCUGAAAGCAAGCAUGCAGAAAGCUGUGGUUCUACUUCCUCUGCUAGUCCUGGUGGGGACCUGGACCACCCAGGCGCUCCCCAUUGCCGUAGAACCUCUGUACCCCACCCAGGAGAACUUUGAUCUAACCAGGUUUUUGGGGACUUGGCACGAUGUUGCCGAGGCGACCACGUGCCCCCACAUUCAACACCACAGAAGCCAGUCGGCCAUCGGCAAGCUGCUGCUGCAGAGAGGAACCAGCAACGAUAAACUGGAAAUGUUUCGAACUAAACUCAAACAUGGAAGCUGUCAGGAGAGCAGUGGAGAAUAUCGCCUGACGGCAACACCAGGACGCUUCAACUAUUAUGUUGAGAAAUGGGCCACAGACGUGGACGCCUACGUGGUACACACCAAUUACGACGAGUACGCCAUCAUCAUCUCGGUCAAGGAGAAGCCGCCAGGCCAUAACGUCACCACAGUCAAGCUUUUCAGUAGAAGCAUGGAGGUGAGGGACACGGUGAUGGAUGACUUCAAGACGCUGGUCAGAGAGCAGGGCAUGACGGACGACACCAUUGUCAUUAAAAGCAACAAAGGUGACUGCAUCCCUGGCGAGAAGGUGGCAGCGCCCACAGUUGAGCUUGAGCUUCAGAGGGUGAAAAGGGACGUGGUGAUGGCUCUUGCAGACAUGGACGGUUCUGGUGACGACACGCUGAACUUCAACGACUCCGCGACGUGCACUUUACCAGCGGAGACGGGGCCGUGCUUCGGGAUGCACCAGCGUUUCUUCUACAACUCCUCCUCGCUGAGCUGCCAGCUCUUCAAGUACGGAGGAUGCUUGGGCAAUGGAAACAACUUCCAGACGGAGAAAGAGUGCCUGCAGAGAUGCCGCAUUGCAGCGGUGUGUCGGCUCCCCCUGGCGGCCGAGGCGUGCACGGGUCAGCCCCUCACCUGGUCCUUUGACUCCAACCUGGGAGUGUGCGUUCCCUACAAGGCCGGCUUCUGCCAGACCAACGGAAACAAGUUCUACAGCAAGUCCGAGUGCGAUGAGUACUGUGGCGCCGAAGAAGACGCUGCAAGCACCGCGUCCCCGACGGGAAGCACAUGAGCUUCUCCUCCAGUCCGAAUGUUGACUCAGAAGAGGGAAGAUGUGGAAGAAUAUCUCCACAAUAAAUCACAACACACA